Messenger RNA from Lachancea lanzarotensis, 1104 nucleotides. RefSeq names its product LALA0S06e04698g1_1 (gene HEM12). Gene Ontology annotation, molecular function: uroporphyrinogen decarboxylase activity. The record is from RefSeq and is a predicted model, not a curated record. The transcript has a single exon. Gene Ontology annotation, cellular component: cytosol. Lineage: Eukaryota; Fungi; Ascomycota; Saccharomycetes; Saccharomycetales; Saccharomycetaceae. The coding region runs from base 1 to 1104 and encodes 367 amino acids. Gene Ontology annotation, biological process: heme biosynthetic process.
AUGCAGACUGUUGAUCGUUCUCAGUUUCCAAAACUGAAAAAUGACUUGAUUAUUAGAGCAGCACUUGGUCAAAAAGUUGAAAGACCACCAUGCUGGAUUAUGCGGCAGGCGGGCCGUUAUUUGCCCGAAUACCAUAAGGUUAAAGAUGGUAGAGACUUUUUCGAAACUUGUAGGGACCCUGAGAUUGCUAGUGAGAUUACUAUUCAGCCCGUGAGACGUUAUGAUGGGCUUCUCGACGCAGCUAUCAUUUUCAGUGAUAUUCUGGUAAUUCCACAAGCUUUGGGUAUGAAAGUCGAAAUGGUGGAGGGCAAGGGUCCUCAUUUCCCAGAACCGCUAAGGACCGAAGAGGACAUGCACAAAGUCUUGGAUUACCAUACCGAUGUGCUCAAGGAAUUGGCUUGGGCUUUCAAAGCCAUCACAGUGACCAGAAACAAAUUGGACGGCCAGGUGCCACUUCUGGGCUUUUGUGGUGGACCAUGGACACUUAUGGUGUAUAUGACUGAAGGCGGAGGAUCGCGGUUGUUUAGGUUUGCCAAACAAUGGAUCAACGAGGCUCCAGAGUUGAGUCACAAAUUAUUGCAGAAAAUCACGGACGUUGCGAUAGAAUUUUUGGCCCAACAAGUGGUCGCUGGUGCCCAAAUGCUCCAAGUCUUUGAGAGUUGGGGCGGAGAGUUGGGAUCGCGUGAUUUUGACGAGUUUUCUCUGCCCUACAUCUCGCAGAUCAGCUCAAAGCUUCCUCUUCGUCUGAAGGAGCUUGGAAUCGAGGAACAAAUCCCGAUUACCAUCUUUGCCAAGGGCUCUUGGUAUGCCCUUGACAAGCUUUGCGGUCUGGGAUACAACGCUGUGUCUUUGGAUUGGUCGUGGGACCCUAAGGAUGCGGUGAAAAUAAAUGCAAACCGCGUUACUUUGCAGGGAAACUUGGACCCUGGUGUGAUCUACGGUACUGACGAAAUUAUCACCAAGAGGGUUGAAGAGAUGAUCACUGGCUUCGGCGGCGGGAAAUCGAACUAUAUCGUAAAUUUCGGUCAUGGUACACAUCCAUUCAUGGGCCCAGCAAAGAUCAAGUUUUUCCUACAGGAAUGCCAUAGAGUAGGAAGUCUGUAA